Molecule: messenger RNA, 2893 nt
Organism: Eutrema salsugineum
Lineage: Eukaryota; Viridiplantae; Streptophyta; Magnoliopsida; Brassicales; Brassicaceae
Product: phosphatidylinositol 4-kinase gamma 7
Exons: 2
Coding region: 599-2548 (649 amino acids)
Source: RefSeq, a predicted model, not a curated record
CCAUAGUCCUUACGAGAUCAGAGUUAAAAAGCGUUCUUCAGAGAGGUGAAACCAAGGAAGGAGACAGCGAAACACAUACACAGAGAGAGAGAGGCGGCUAGGGAUCAGUGUUUCUCACUGACUUUGAUUCUUUCUUUCUUUUUUUCCCUCGAUUCCUUGCCUCCAUUGAAGCCUGUUCGAAGAUUCUUCCUCCUCCUCCAUGUGCGUGUGUUUUUCGGAGACGAUGAUGCUUUUGAAUUGACAAAUUCCUCCUUUUUUUGCGACUGUUUCGCCUCAAGUUCCUCGGGUUUUGAUUUCCCGCUCUGUUCUUCAGAUCUUGGUUUCUCGAUUUCUUCUCCUGAUCGAUCAAAACAUGGCUUACCUGAUGUAGCAAUUGGAUCAAACCCUUUCUCAAAGCUCUGAGUUUUUAGUGAAAUCUGUCUCCUCUGCAUAUAGUAGAUUCGGGUUCUCUACGUUUCAUGGUCGGUCUAGGUAUUAUCUGCCUCUGCUUUGUCAGGCUCGUGUUGGUUUCAGACAAAGGCACUGGUCUUGAAGGGAACGGGAACGGUCUCUCCUCGGCAGCUGCUUCUGCUGUUUCCUUGGUUUCACCUUCCGUUUCAUGUCUCGGAACCUAGACAGUCCUGUUCAGACACAGAUGGCAGUAGCGGUAUUCAAGACACCCCUUACUGGGGCUAAUAAGAUGGAAGGGAAGCAGCAUAAACAUCACCAGCAGCUACAGAGACAAUCCUCUGGACGAAGGGUUUUUGUGCAAACUGAAACUGGUUGUGUUUUGGGAAUGGAGCUUGAUCGUAGUGACAAUGUUCAUACAGUGAAGAGAAGGCUUCAGAUUGCUCUUAAUUUCCCCACUGAGGAAAGCUCCUUGACCUAUGGGGAUAUGGUGUUGACGAACGACCUGAGUGCUGUGAGGAACGAUUCUCCGCUUCUCCUGAAACGUAACUUCAUGCACAGAAGCUCGUCUACUCCUUGUCUUUCACCUACUGGGAGGGAUCUGCAGCAGAAAGAUCGAAGUGGUCCUAUUGAGAUACUAGGCCAAUCAGAGUGUUUUUCGAUUGUAAAACAAAUGGUGAAGGACAUUGUGAAGGCGAUGAAGGUGGGCGUUGAACCACUCGCUGUUCAUAGCGGGCUUGGAGGUGCAUACUAUUUUAGGAACAAAAAGGGUCAGAGCGUUGCGAUUGUGAAGCCGACGGAUGAAGAGCCAUUUGCACCUAACAAUCCGAAAGGCUUUGUUGGGAAAGCACUUGGCCAACCUGGCUUGAAGUCUUCUGUAAGGGUUGGAGAAACCGGUUUUAGGGAAGUUGCUGCUUAUCUUCUUGAUUAUGACCGCUUUGCGAAUGUGCCUCCCACUGCUCUUGUGAAGAUUACUCAUUCUGUAUUCAAUGUCAACGAUGGUGUGAAAGGGAACAAGCCUCGGGAGAAGAAGCUUGUUAGCAAGAUUGCUUCUUUCCAGAAGUUUGUGGCUCAUGAUUUCGAUGCCAGCGAUCAUGGCACUUCAAGCUUCCCUGUGGCUUCUGUGCACCGCAUUGGUAUAUUGGACAUAAGGAUCUUCAACACAGACCGUCAUGGUGGGAACCUUUUGGUGAAAAAGCUAGAUGGAGCCGGGACUUUUGGUCAAGUUGAGCUUAUUCCAAUAGACCAUGGUCUGUGCUUGCCAGAAACCUUGGAGGAUCCUUAUUUCGAGUGGAUUCAUUGGCCUCAGGCAUCAUUGCCUUUCUCUGAUGAAGAGCUUGACUACAUUCAAAAGCUUGAUCCAUUGAAGGACUGUGACAUGCUUCGAAGAGAACUUCCAAUGAUUCGAGAAGCUUGUCUACGGGUUCUUGUUCUCUGUACUAUUUUCCUAAAAGAAGCUGCUGGUUAUGGGAUGUGUCUUGCCGAGAUUGGUGAGAUGAUGACUCGGGAAUUUCGACCAGGAGAAGAGGAGCCAAGUGAACUCGAGGUUGUGUGUAUAGAAGCCAAGAGAUCAAUCACUGAGCGAGAUGUGUUCUCUCCAAGGUCAGAUUUAGUAGGAGAAGCAGAGUUUCAGUUUGAUCUAGACUGUGAUGAGCUAGAAUCAGUUUAUGGCUCCAAGAUACAACUAACCGAUGACUACUUCACGAAAAACCCUUUUUCAAACGGACGGUCUUCACUCGGAAAGCUGGAAGAAAGCAUCAAGGAAGAAGAAGAAGAUGAAGAAGAGGAGGACAAUACUGAAAAUGCUGUCCCCAUGAUCACCAUGAAAGACAGCUUUUUUAGUUCUGCUGCUUUUCUUGGCAAAUCUACAUCUCUUUCACAGCUCUCUACUUCCAUGAAGAACACACAUCUUAGCGACACGGGACGAAAAGCCCCAAAACCUUUAACUAGAGGCAAAUCUGAAAACACAUCGUCUGGUCACAAAAGCGCAAACGAACAGCUUCCAGUGAGUGCAAGCUUUGUGAAAGUAGCAGACAUGAAAGAAGACGAGUGGGUUCUGUUCUUGGAGAGGUUCCAAGAGUUGCUUGGACCGGCUUUCGCAAAACGCAAGACCGCAACGUUGAGUAAGAGACAGAGACUUGGCACUUCAUGCCAGUUUUGAGAACCGUAUAGUAAAAGUAAAACUCAAGAGAGAAAGUUAAAAGAGAGACAGAAUCUACAGUUUGGAGUGAGACACUGAAGGCUUCUAUGGUAUUUAAAAAAAAUAGUUUACGUUUGGAAGGUUUGGCUUAUGACAAGCGACGAGGUGAAAAAGGGGUUUGUUUGUUUUCUUUUUUUCUUACUGUUUUGUAUAUAUCUGUCUUUACCUUUUCCUUCCUUGUGAUCUUCUUUGUUUUCUUUUCUUUUUUGCCCCUUUAUCACCCACCUUUUCUAGUUUUUUUCCUUUGGUAUGUCCUUGUGGCUUGGCCUUGUCUCAUAAAUAAUAUUAGUCUUCUUUCGAGUUUUA